This is a messenger RNA of Geosmithia morbida, 636 nucleotides long. Its product is annotated as Molecular chaperone IbpA, HSP20 family. The record is from RefSeq and is a predicted model, not a curated record. Bases 1 to 636 code for a protein of 211 amino acids. Lineage: Eukaryota; Fungi; Ascomycota; Sordariomycetes; Hypocreales; Bionectriaceae. Gene Ontology annotation, biological process: protein complex oligomerization; response to heat; response to salt stress. The transcript has a single exon.
AUGGCCUUCUUCCCCCGCACCACCUACAACGACACCUCCUUCACCCCCCUCUUCCGUCUCCUUGAGGACUUCGACGCCUACUCCAAGGACACCGGAGCCAAGAAUGGCCGCGUCGAGAACGGCCGCCUCUCCGGCCUCCCAACUUGGCAGCCCAAGUUUGACGUCCGCGAGACAGCUGACGCUUACGAGCUCCACGGAGAGCUUCCUGGCAUCGCGAGGGACAACGUUUCCAUCGAGUUUACCGAGCCCCAGAGCUUGUUCAUUCGCGGCAGGAUUGAGCGCAACUACACUUCCAGCUCUCCCCAGACGGGCAUCGAGGCUGGUGACGCCAAGGGCGCCAUAACCGAUGGCAGCCACAGCCCCCACCAGGCCACUGUCGAAGACGAAGAGCAGUCCAACGCUCACGAGUCUGGUGCCCCUUCUCCUACCCAGGUUGCCACGUCUAAGAAGAAGCAGCCCGCCGAAAAGGUCAAGUACUGGGUCAGCGAGCGCAGCAUUGGGGACUUCUCCCGAUCAUUCACCUUCCCUACCCGGGUCGAGCAGGAUGGCGUGACUGCCGCUCUUAAGGAUGGUGUUCUCAGUGUCAUUAUCCCCAAGGCCAAGAAGCAUGAAGCUCGCCGUAUCGCUAUCGACUAG